Molecule: messenger RNA, 1267 nt
Organism: Vollenhovia emeryi
Lineage: Eukaryota; Metazoa; Arthropoda; Insecta; Hymenoptera; Formicidae
Gene: Rbp1
Product: RNA-binding protein 1
Exons: 7
Coding region: 169-654 (161 amino acids)
Biological process (GO): mRNA splicing, via spliceosome
Cellular component (GO): nuclear speck
Molecular function (GO): RNA binding
Source: RefSeq, a predicted model, not a curated record
GACUGGGGGGGGGGGGUUGAAGCGUUGAUGCCGAGCUUCGCUGCAGUUCACUUCAUCCGCGAAAGUCUGGGGGGGACUGUCUCAUUUGUGUUGUAUCGCGGAGAACGAGACCAUUUCAUCUUUCCGAGUUAAUUAUCUCCCGUACAACGGUUCUCCCGUAGGCUGGAGAUGUCUCGUUACCGUGAGUGGGAUCUGUCGUGCAAGGUUUACGUUGGGAAUCUAGGCAGUAGUGCCAGUAAACACGAGAUCGAGAGUGCAUUUAGUAAGUAUGGCCCAUUGAGAAAUGUGUGGGUAGCCAGAAAUCCACCUGGCUUCGCAUUUGUGGAGUUUGAAGACCCGCGAGAUGCCGAGGACGCAGUGAGGGGACUGGAUGGGACACGUUGCUGCGGUACUAGAGUGAGAGUCGAAAUGUCAUCUGGGAGAAGUCGCCGCGGCGGCGGUGGUCGCAGGCCAGGUCCGCGAUAUUCUAGGUCCAGGUCGCGCAGCCCCCGUAGGAAAUCCCUUGGUCGCUUGAGAUCCCGGUCGAGAAGCCCGCGGAGAUCGUCGCCCAGCCGUUGCUCCAGGUCGAGAUCUCGCAGUCCACGCAGGAGAUCGUUGAGCCGAAGCCGCAGCCGAGAUCGCCGCUCACGUUCGGAUUCCCGUGACAGACGUUAGAUGCUAAAAGUUCAAGAGAAAGAGAGAGGGAGAGGGGGAGAGAGGGGUAAAGAGAGAAAGAGAGAGAAAAAGAGAGAAAAAUCGGACCGUUUUGUGUCUGGAUGGAAGAACAGACAAAGAUAAAACGAGAAACAAUUUUGUAUGUACAUAUAAUAAAACUUGAGUGUGAUCACACAUACAUACACGCUACACGCUCGUAUUUGAAAUUACGACAAUGCUAAAAAUGUAACGGAAAGCGGAAUAAAAGACAUUUCAGCGGAUUUUCUGAAUGCUAUGCAAAUUUAGUCUGUAAGCUAGAUUUCUCGUUUCACUAUUAUAUAUGUACGCGUAUCACAUAAACGGUAAAUUGAUGCACGUUAUAGCACGCAUCAUCAGAGAGAAUUUUCAGCAUUGUAUUGUUUAAUCCUACUAAAGUAUGUGUUAGUUAUACAGCAUCAAAAUAUUUGUCACUACUUCUAAGAUUUUUGAUUAUAAUUAAUAUCAAUAAUUAUAGGUGAAUCGUCAAAUAGCUCCUGUUUGAUUGAAAAAGAGUGCAAAUUAAUUGUUUCCUUGUAUUGUUCGUUUUGUAUAUGUAUUGGAAAUCCAAAACAAAUAAACGUGUAAGUGUGUAAAA